AUGUGUCGAUUUCUGAUUUUCAAGGGAAAGGAGCCUAUUCUCUUGGCUCAUCUACUGACCCGCCCAGCACAUUCCAUCAUCAACCAAUCCUUUGACAGUCGUCUGCGACUCGAUAUGACCCGGCCUAUCAACGGGGAUGGUUUUGGAGUCGGAUAUUACACCAUGGAUCGUGAUCUGGAACUAGACGCUGGACCCUGCGUCUUCUGUGCGAUCACUCCUGCCUGGAACAACACCAACCUCGCCCGACUCGCCAACAAGACUAAGAGUGACCUUGUCUUUGCCCACGUGAGAGCCUCUACUUCCGGUACUCUCUCCGAGACCAACUGCCACCCCUUUGCCUACCACAACUUCAUGUUCAUGCACAACGGAAACCUGAGUGGCUUCAGCAAAAUCAAGACACGGCUUGUUCGGCUCAUGGACGAGGAGUACUUCAACGUUAUCGAGGGAGGAACCGAUUCAGAGUGGGCCUUUGCUCUGUUCCUGGAUACCCUGAACAAACUGGGCUGUGAUCCUGCUCGAACUGAUAUCCACCACCCUCAUGCCAAGAUUCGAGAGGCUAUCAUCAAGACAAUUGAGAUCAUCAAGGAGGUCACCAAGAGCGUUGGAGUCACCGAUUCCGAGCCCAGCUUGCUCAACUUCGCCGUCACUGACGGAGAGACGGUUGUAUGCUCUCGAUACAUCACUUCCAAAACAGAGGAGGCUGCCUCUUUGCAUUUCUCUUCGGGAUCAAGCUUCUUUGAGUAUAAGCCUGGCCAGUACCGAAUGGAGCGACACGACAAGUCGCAGAACAUUAUCAUGGUUGCCUCUGAGCCCCUCACUUUUGAGAGAGGAGACUGGAUCACCAUCCCGACAAACACCAUCGUCACACUAACCAACCAGAACGUGUUGCUGCAUCCCGUUAUUGACGAGUACUACGUGAAAGACCCCACUCAUCGACGAAGCAGUGCUCUAGCUGAGUCCAAGGGUCUGGCUUCUCCUGUUCACAUGAUCAACAACCCUCCUGGGGUGCCUCCACUGGGAAGAGAGGGACGAGAUAUUGUUGAGGAGGUUAUUGCAUGA
This is a messenger RNA of Yarrowia lipolytica CLIB122, 1059 nucleotides long. RefSeq lists its product as uncharacterized. NCBI's taxonomy places the organism in Eukaryota, Fungi, Ascomycota, Dipodascomycetes, Dipodascales. Gene Ontology annotation, biological process: glutathione catabolic process. Gene Ontology annotation, molecular function: omega peptidase activity. Gene Ontology annotation, cellular component: cytoplasm; glutathione hydrolase complex. The record is from RefSeq and is a predicted model, not a curated record.